AUGUCGCUCAGACUCCCUUGGACUCGUACUCCUCUCAAGAUUAACGACAUAACAUCCACUCUCCGCACGUUAUGGGGGAACAAUGAAUGUGAAGCCAGGUGUAAAUUAGCAACAGCGUACAGACUCACUCACUUCUUUGGGUGGGAUGAGCUGGUAUACGGGCAUCUCACCCUCAGGGUGCCGGAAUCAGAUCAUCUUCUCAUCAACCCAUUCGGAAUGCAUUACAGCGAGAUAACGGCCAGCAGCCUUGUCAAGAUAGACCUAUCUGGAAACGUUAUACACAAAGGAACAUCCGACUUUAGCUUCCAACAAACCGGCUACGUGAUACACUCCGCAAUACAUGGUAACAGACCUGACUUGAACGCACUCAUGCACAUUCACUCACGCGCUGGUGUUGGAGUAGCGUGCUCCGUUGAUAAGAUAGUGCCGAUAUGUCAGCACAGUGUGUUUAUAGAACCUGUUUCAUACCACCCUUUUAGGGGGAUUGUCACGGUGGAGGCAGAAAAACUGGAGCUCGCUGAAAACUUUGCGGCUCCUUCCAAAUGUCUGCUGAUGAAGAAUCACGGACUUCUCACUGGAGGGGGGACUAUAGAAGAAGCGUUCUUCAGGAUGUACAUGUUUCACAGUGUUUGUCAGGCGUAUAUAGACGCAGGAUACACCCAGAGAACAGUCCCUGCUUAUAAGAUUGUGUCUCAGGAUAUUGUGAAGAGUUCUUUGAAAGCUGCGGCUGGUCAGGUAGGAUCUCCUGGAUAUCUUGACUUUAGAGCGUUAGCUCGGCAGUUGGACAGUGCUGGGUAUGAAACUGGAUAUCCUUACUAAGGUUUUAGUUACCCCGUACCCGGCCCUUCGCAGUUAGCAGUGUAGUUUUGGAGUGCCGAGUGUAGUUACCUUUUGUAAUUUAUUGUGUUGAAUUACUUCGUGGUGGCAGUGAUUUGUUGAAAUUAGUUUUAAAUUAGGAGGUCUAUUAUUAAAGACGUAUGUAUUAAAGUAUCGUGUAAGCAGUUUAGAAAGUGCCCUUAUUUCAGUUACAGUCAUUAAUUUAUUACUACAUACAACUACUACAAUUUGCGUAUGAAUCUGUAUUAAAACUCAAUUUACAUUCGUUAAUUAAUUUAGGCGGAUUACGCUUUGUAAUGAAUUUUUCAUUCUGCUUAACUUUAUUUUUGCAACUUGUUUAUUGUAAGCUGUUGUUUUUUAAUAGAUUUUAAAAGGUUUAAUUUUGUUAGAAUUUUGAUUUGUAUUU
Molecule: messenger RNA, 1243 nt
Organism: Bolinopsis microptera
Lineage: Eukaryota; Metazoa; Ctenophora; Tentaculata; Lobata; Bolinopsidae
Product: alpha-adducin-like
Exons: 2
Coding region: 1-819 (272 amino acids)
Cellular component (GO): cytoskeleton
Molecular function (GO): actin filament binding
Source: RefSeq, a predicted model, not a curated record